GACAACUGAUUGUCAGGAAACAAUUCAUAAAUGGUAGUUGAUGGCACUAUAAAAAGCCCAGUUCAGAAACACUAACAUGUGUUGGGGAGAAAGUAUGUUUUUAUAAUUUUAUAGUGGUUUUGCUGAGUUGUGUUUUUGGCUGGCUAUGGAGGGUACUACCAUCCGACUCUUAAGUUUUUCUUUGGCACUUCUCAGUCUUCGUGUCUGUAGCCAUAUUGGAAGUGUUGAUGGUUUUGUUAAGAGUGUACGUUAUCCUGUAUACAAUGAGGCUGUUUUCCCUGUGAAGGAUGAUGUGAAAUCACAAAGUUUCUACAGCAUCCAACAGGCCCGCUAUCAGCCUGUGUCCCGGCCUAGUGGCCUCCAGUUAACACAAGCCAGCUCACAAUCUGUGUACCAAUCCAGCAGUCAACAGCCAGCCCAAUCUAACUCUCAGUCUGUGGUUAAUCCUGGUGGUGUGCAGUCAGCACAAGCUCACUACCACUCUUUGUCCAGGCCCAGUGGACUGCAGUCAGCAAAAGCCUCUUACCAGUCUGUCUCACGGCCCAUUGAUCUGCUAUCAGCACAAGCCAACUCACAGUCUGGGGAACAGUCCAGUCGCCUGCACUUGGCACAAGCUAGAUACCAGUCUGUGGUCCGGCCUAGUGGUCAACAUCCAGGACAGGCCCGAUACCAGCCUAGUGGCCUGCAGUCUCAACAAUCCCGCUCUCAGUCCAUGUCCAAGCCCAGUGGCCUGCAGUCUGCACAAUCCAGCUUACAGUCUGUAGACCAGUCCAGUGGCUUGCAGUCAGCACCAGCUAGAUACCAACAACUAGGACAGGACUGUUACCAAUCUGUGUCCCGAACCAGUGGACUGCAGUCAGCACAUACCCACUACCCUUCUAUGUCCUGGCCUAUUAGCCUGCAAUCUGCACAAUUCAGCUCACAGUUCGUGGACCAGUCCAGCUUUCAACAACCAGCACAAGCCAGCUCUCAGUCUGUGGACCAGUCCAGCAUCCAACAGCCAGCUGAAUCUAGUUCACAGUCUGUCGACCAGUCCAGCAACAACCAACCAGCCCAAUAUAUCUCCCAGUUGGAUCAGUCCAGUGGCCUGCAGUUAGCACAAGCUAGAUACCAGUCUAUGGUCUGGCCUAGUGGCCAACAACCAGGACAGGCCCGCUUCCAGUCUGUGGUUCAUCCUGGUGGUGUGCAGUCAGCACAAGCUCGCUACCACUCUUCAUCCAGGCCCACUGGCCUGCAGUCAGCAAAAGCCUCUUACCAGUCUGUCUCACAGCCCAUUGGUCUGCUGUCAGCACAAGCCAGCCCACAAUCUGGGGAACAGUCCAGUCCCCUGCAGUUAGCACCAGCUAGAUACCAGUCUGUGGUCUGGCCUAGUGGCCAACAACCUGGACAGGCCCGCUACCAGUCUGUGUCCCAGACCAGUGGACCGCAGUCUGCACAUUCCCGCUACCCUUCUGUGUCCUGGCCUGUUAGCCUGCAGUCUGCACAAGUCAGCUCACAGUCUGUGGACCAGUCCAGCAUUCAACAACCAGCACAAGCGAGCUCUCAGUCUGUGGACCAGUCCAGCAUCCAACAUCCAGCGCCAGCUGAAUCUAGCUCGCAGUCUGUGGACCAGUCCAGUGGCCUAUCGUCAGCACAAGCCAGCUUGCAGACUGUGGACCAGUCCAGCGUCCAACAGCCAACUGAAUCUAGCUCGCAGUCUGUGGACCAGUCCAGUGGCCUAUCGUCAGCACAAGCCAGUUUGCAGACUGUGGACCAGUCCAGUGUUCAACAGCCAACUGAAUAUAGCUUUCAGUCUGUGGACCAAUCCAGCAUCCAACAGCCAACUGAAUCUAGCUUGCAGUCUGUGGACCAGUUCAGUCUCCAACAGCAAGCUGAAAAUAGCUUGCAGUCUGUGGACCAGUCCAGUGGCCUAUUGUCAGCACAAGCUAGCUCACCGUCUGUGGACCAGUCCAGCAUCCAACAGCCAGCUGAAUCUAGCUUGCAGUCUGUGGACCAAUCGAGUGGUCUGUCAGCACAAGCCAGCUCACAGUAUGUGGACCAGUCCAGCAUCCAACAACCAACUGAAUCUAGCUCACAGUCUGUGGACCAGUCCAGCAACAACCAACCAGCCCAACCCGUCUCCCAGUCGGUGGAUCAGUCCAGUGGCCUGCCGUUAGCACAAGCUAGAUACCAGUCUGUGGUUUGGCCUGCUGGUCAACAUCCAGCACAAGCUCACUACCAGUCUGUGUCCCAGCCCAGUGGCCUGCAGUUAGCACAAGCUAGAUACCAGUCUGUGGUCUGGCCUAGUGGCCAACAACCAGGACAGGCCCACUUCCAGUCUGUGGUUCAUCCUGGUGGUGUGCAAUCAGCACAAGCUUGCUACCACUCUUCAUCCAGGCCCACUGGCCUGCAGUCAGCGCAAGCCUCUUACCAGUCUGUCUCACAGCCCAUUGGUCUGCUGUCAGCACAAGCCAGCUCACAAUCUGGAGAACAGUCCAGUCGCCUGCACUUGGCACAAGCUAGAGACCAGUCUGUGGUCUGGCCUAGUGGUCAACAUCCAGGACAGGCCCGAUACCAGCCUAGUGGCCUGCAAUCUGCACAAUCCAGCUCAAAGACUGUAGAACACUCCAAUGGCUUGCAGUUAGCACCAGCUAGAUACCAGUCUGUGCUCUGGCCUAGUGGCCAACAACCAGGACAGGCCCGCUACCAGUCUGUGUCCCAGACCAGUGAACUGCAGUCAGCACAUUCCCGCUACCCUUCUAUGUCCUGGCCUGUCAGCCUGCAGUCUGCACAAGUCAGCUCACAGUCUGUGGACCAGUCCAGCAUUCAACAACCAGCACAAGCCACCUCUCAGUCUGUGGACCAGUCCAGCAUCCAACAGCCAGCUGAAUCUAGCUCCCUGUUUGUGGACCAGUCCAGUGGCCUAUUGUCAGCACAAGCCAGCUCACAGACUGUGGACCAGUCCAGCAUCCAACAGCCAGCUGAAUCUAGCUCGCUGUCUGUGGACCAGUCCAGUGGCCUAUUGUCAGCACAAGCCAGCUUGCAGACUGUGGACCAGUCCAGCAUCCAACAGCCAGCUGAAUCUAGCUCACUGUCUGUGGACCAGUCCAGUGGCCUAUUGUCAGCACAAGCCAGCUCGCAGACUGUGGACCAGUCCAGCAUCCAACAGCCAGCGGAAUCUAGCUCACUGUCUGUGGACCAGUCCAGCAUCCAACACCCAGCUGAAUCUAGCUCACUGUCUGUGGACCAGUCCAGUGGCCUGUCAGCACAAUCCAGCUCACAGUAUGUGGACCAGUCCAGCAUCCAACAACCAACUGAAUCUAGCACACAGUCUGUGGACCAGUCCAGUGGUCUGUCAGCACAAUCCAGCUCACAGUAUGUGGACCAGUCCAGCAUCCAACAACCAGUCCAAUCCAGUUCACAGUCUGUUGACCAGUCCAGCAACAACCAACCAGCCCAACCCAUCUCCCAGACAGUGGAUCAGUCCAGUGGUCUGCAGUUAACACAAGCUAGAUACCAGUCUGUGGUUUGGCCUGCUGGUCAACAUCCAGCACAUGCUCACUACCAGUCUGUGUCCCAGCCCAGUGGCCUGCCGUUAGCACAAGCCAGAUACCAAUCUGUGGUCUGGCCUAGUGGCCAACAAGCAGGACAGGCCCGCUUCCAGUCUGUGGUCCAUCCUGGUGGGAUGCAAUCAGCACAAGCCUCUUAUCAGUCUGUCUCACAGCCCAUUGGUCUGCUAUCAGCACAAGCCAGCUCACAGUCUGGGGAACAGUCGAGUCGCCAGCAGUCAGCACAAGCUAGAUACCAGUCUGUGGUCUGGCCUAGUGGUCAACAUCAAGGACCGGCCCGAUACCAGCCUAGUGGCCUGCAAUCAGAACAAUCCAGCUCAAAGACUGUAGAACACUCCAGUGGCUUGCAGUUAGCACCAGCUAGAUACCAGUCUGUGCUCUGGCCUAGUGGCCAACAACCAGGACAGGCCCGCUACCAGUCUGUGUCCCGGACCAGUGGACUGCAGUCAACACAUUCCCGCUACCCUUUGGUGUCCUGGCCUGUUAGCCUGCAGUCUGGACAAGUCAGCUCACAGUCCGUGGACCAGUCCAACAUCCAUCAGCCAGCUGAAUCUAGCUCGCAGUCUGUGGACCAAUCCAGCGUUCAACAGCCAACUGAAUCUAGCUCGCAGUUUGUGGACCAAUCCAGUGGCCUAUUGUCAGCACAAGCCAGCUCACAGACUGUGGACCAGUCCAGCAUCCAACAGCCAGCUGAAUCUAGCUCGCUGUCUGUGGACCAGUCCAGUGGCCUAUUGUCCGCACAAGCCAGCUCGCAGACUGUGGACCAGUCCAGCAUCCAACAGCCAGCUGAAUCUAGCUCACUGUCUGUGGACCAGUCCAGUGGCCUAUUGUCAGCACAAGCCAGCUCGCAGACUGUGGACCAGUCCAGCAUCCAACAGCCAGCGGAAUCUAGCUCACUGUCUGUGGACCAGUCCAGCAUCCAACACCCAGCUGAAUCUAGCUCACUGUCUGUGGACCAGUCCAGUGGCCUGUCAGCACAAUCCAGCUCACAGUAUGUGGACCAGUCCAGCAUCCAACAACCAACUGAAUCUAGCACACAGUCUGUGGACCAGUCCAGUGGUCUGUCAGCACAAUCCAGCUCACAGUCUGUUGACCAGUCCAGCAACAACCAACCAGCCCAACCCAUCUCCCAGACAGUGGAUCAGUCCAGUGGUCUGCAGUUAACACAAGCUAGAUACCAGUCUGUGGUUUGGCCUGCUGGUCAACAUCCAGCACAUGCUCACUACCAGUCUGUGUCCCAGCCCAGUGGCCUGCCGUUAGCACAAGCCAGAUACCAAUCUGUGGUCUGGCCUAGUGGCCAACAAGCAGGACCGGCCCGCUUCCAGUCUGUGGUCCAUCCUGGUGGGAUGCAAUCAGCACAAGCCUCUUAUCAGUCUGUCUCACAGCCCAUUGGUCUGCUAUCAGCACAAGCCAGCUCACAGUCUGGGGAACAGUCCAGUCGCCGGCAGUCAGCACAAGCUAGAUACCAGUCUGUGGUCUGGCCUAGUGGUCAACAUCAAGGACCGGCCCGAUACCAGCCUAGUGGCCUGCAAUCAGAACAAUCCAGCUCAAAGACUGUAGAACACUCCAGUGGCUUGCAGUUAGCACCAGCUAGAUACCAGUCUGUGCUCUGGCCUAGUGGCCAACAACCAGGACAGGCCCGCUACCAGUCUGUGUCCCGGACCAGUGGACUGCAGUCAACACAUUCCCGCUACCCUUUGGUGUCCUGGCCUGUUAGCCUGCAGUCUGGACAAGUCAGCUCACAGUCCGUGGACCAGUCCAACAUCCAUCAGCCAGCUGAAUCUAGCUCGCAGUCUGUGGACCAAUCCAGCGUUCAACAGCCAACUGAAUCUAGCUCGCAGUCUGUGGACCAGUCCAAUGGCCUAUCGUCAGCACAAGCCAGCUCGCCGUCUGUGGACCAGUCCAGCAUCGAACAGCCAACUGAAUCUAGCUCGCAGUUUGUGGAGCAGUCCAAUGGCCUGUCGUCAGCACAAGCCAGCUCGCCGUCUGUGGACCAGUCCAGCAUCCAACAGCCAACUGAAUCUAGCUCGCAGUCUGUGGACCACUCCAUCCAACAGCCAGCUGAAUCUAGCUCACAGUCUGUGGACCAGUCCAAUGGCUUAUCGUCAGUACAAGCCAGCUCGCCGUCAGUGGACCAGUCCAGCAUCGAGCAGCCAACUGAAUCUAGCUCUCAGUCUGUGGACCAGUCCAAUGGCCUGUCAACACAAGCCAGCUCACAGUCUGUGGACCAGUCCAGCAUCCAACAGCCAGCUGAAUCUAGCUCACAUUCUGUGGACCAGUCCAGUGGUCUGUCAGCUCAAUCCAGCAGUCAACAGCCAGCCCAAUCUAACUCCCAGUCUGUGGUUCCUGCUGGUGAUGUGCAGUCAGCACAAGCUCGCUACCACUCUGUGUCCAGGCCCAGUGGCCUGCAGUUAGCACAAGCUAGAUACCAGUCUGUGGUCUGGCCUAGUGGUCAACUACCGGGACAGGCCCGCUUCCAGUCUGUGGUUCAUCCUAGUGGUGUCCAGUCAGCAGAAGCUCGCUACCACUCUUUGUCCAGGCCCAGUGGUCUGCCGUCAGCACAAGCCAGCAUACAGUCUCGGGAACAGUCCAGUAGCAUGCAGUUAGCACAAGCUAGAUACCAGUCUGUGGUCUGGCCUAGUGGUCAACAUCCAGCACAGUCCCGCUACCAGACUAUUUCCCACCCCAGUGGCCAACAUUCAGCACUAGCCCGCUAUCAGUCAGUGUCCAAACCCAGUGGCAUGCAGUUAGCACAAGCUAGAUACCAGUCUGUGGUCCAUCCUGGUGGUAUGCUGUCAGCACAAGCCCAUUACCAGACUGUGAACCAGCCCAGUAGCUUGCAGUCCACCCAAGCCAGGUCACAGAUUGUGGACCAGUCAGCACUAGCCCGAUAUAAUUCUGUGCCCCAGCCCAUCAGUCUACAGCCAGCACAAGCUCAUUACCAGUCUGUUCACCAACCCAGUGGCCAUCAGUCAGCACAAAACCAUCACAAAUCUGUGUCCCAGCAGCCUGUAUUCCAGGUCUCUCCUAUGUCAGAGCAGUCAAGUUACCGUUAUUUCAGUCUUGGCUCCCAACCUCUGGAGAAACCCAGUAAUGUAGCACUUUCUUCAAGCUCUGAGUCUGUGGUGCAAUCUGUCCAGCCUUGCUUUCAAGAUCCUACAACUCCAUACACUCAGACUACUCAAAACAAGCGUCUUUCACCAGGAAUAUUGAGGUGGCUGCAUCAAGUGAAGUCAUAGCUGCAUACUAAUCUAGUAUUUACUUUGUUUUGAAAAAUAAAUCUUUAUAAAACGGCUUUGUGGUUUUGGUGUUUACUAGGUGGG
Pimephales promelas (fathead minnow) is the source of this 6871-nucleotide messenger RNA. RefSeq lists its product as uncharacterized. NCBI's taxonomy places the organism in Eukaryota, Metazoa, Chordata, Actinopteri, Cypriniformes, Leuciscidae. The record is from RefSeq and is a predicted model, not a curated record.